CGUUGCUUCUCCACCAUCCAAGCCUCCACAGUUUCGCACUUACUUCUGCCAUCCUCUGAGUGUGAUCUGCUCGGCGGCGAAUCUCGCAAGGCUGCGACCAUUUUCAUCAGGUAAACCGUAGAGAAGCGCGAGCCCAGCCUGCAAACGCGAUCGAAGGCCUGCGACUCGUCGGCCUCAUUCCAAAACGGAUGAAGCAAGACUACGCAGUCCGCGGCGGUCAAAGUAAGCGCAAAUUAGAGGCGUACGUGGAACGUCAAAGGGAGUGCUAAAGUUAGUGCUCUUGUAUUUGCAUGGCAGAGAAGCUCGCUUAGGUUAGCGAUAGUCCAACUCUUUGUUCUUGUUUUCUUCUUUGUAAAAUGGUGUAACUUCGAGUUCGAGAUACGAUCCUGGUAGAUGCUUCUAUAUUCUACUUUCUUUCUUGUUUUCUAAUACUGCUACAUCUAGCACAUCAGUCAAGUACUGGGCUACUACAUCUACGACACUCAUAGCCAAACGCUCCAGCCGUCCUCGUUGCGAAAAGCACCAGGGGGCCAGCGUUUUCUUGUUGGAAGUUCUUGACCACGUUUUUUCGCUCUUUGAUGGACAGGCUUCCAUCUAG
Messenger RNA from Amoebophrya sp. A25, 598 nucleotides. The record is from the annotation of a GenBank genome assembly. Lineage: Eukaryota; Dinophyceae; Syndiniales; Amoebophryaceae.